AUGUGCUGCCUUUGCUGUUGCAGCAAAGGCAGUCCUGGGGCAGGAGGGGCUUCCCUACAAGGGAGCACGGGUGCCACUUCAGAAGGGAGCACCAGUGGGCCUCCGUCUACUGGAGGUGGCAGGCCUCCAGCUCUUGGGAGUGCUGGAGGUGGCGGUGGAGGCCCUCCAUCUCCAGCCACUGGAGGUGGUAGACCUCCAGCUGCUGGUAGAGCUAGUGGUGGUAGCAGGCCUGCUGGAAGUGGUGGUGGAGGCCCUCCAUCUCCAGCUACUGGAGGUGGCCGACCUCCAGCUUCUGGUAGAGCUGGUGGUGGUAGUGGGCCUCCGGGAGGUGGUGGUGGAGGCCCUCCAUCUCCAUCUACUGGAGGUGGAGGACCUCCAUCCACUAGUGGUAGAGCUCGUUGUGGCGGCCUCCUGGAGAUGGUGGUGGAGGCCCUCCAGCUAAUGGUUGUCCGCCAUGAUACUCAUAAUCCAUAUACUACCGAACAAUAUGAAAAUAUAAUGAUAGCUUAUGUAAUUUUGUAA
Messenger RNA from Amphimedon queenslandica, 522 nucleotides. Its product is annotated as anther-specific protein SF18-like. The transcript has a single exon. NCBI's taxonomy places the organism in Eukaryota, Metazoa, Porifera, Demospongiae, Haplosclerida, Niphatidae. The record is from RefSeq and is a predicted model, not a curated record. The coding region runs from base 1 to 522 and encodes 173 amino acids.